Messenger RNA from Alternaria metachromatica, 351 nucleotides. RefSeq lists its product as uncharacterized. Bases 1 to 351 code for a protein of 116 amino acids. Lineage: Eukaryota; Fungi; Ascomycota; Dothideomycetes; Pleosporales; Pleosporaceae. The transcript has 2 exons. The record is from RefSeq and is a predicted model, not a curated record.
AUGGGAGACUACAGUCAGGUCAUGCACGAAGAGGCGCUUGUCGCGCGCAUACUGUCCCAGGCCCGCGCUAUCUACGGCCCAAAGUACCCCUAUGGCUCUACAUUCGACGUCAUCUACAGCAACGAGAUGUCUGCAGGCAAGGACCUUGUCGCAUGGCUCAUCGUUUACCCAAUGCCAGACAAUGCUGCCUUCAAGACUGGAAAAGCUGUAUCGAACGAGUGGACUCCAGUUCUAAAGUCGCGGCGCAUAGGCGGAAAGGGAACUGGCUCCACCCUUCAGCGAGGCUACCAGGAUCUUCUGAGGAAGCUGCGUAUCAUGAUGGUCGAGACUAUGGCUUCCAUGGGUAAGUAG